This is a messenger RNA of Caenorhabditis sp. 36 PRJEB53466, 3713 nucleotides long. NCBI's taxonomy places the organism in Eukaryota, Metazoa, Nematoda, Chromadorea, Rhabditida, Rhabditidae. The record is from the annotation of a GenBank genome assembly.
AUGAAGCUGCUCGGGCUGUUGCUCCUGGUCCAGCCGCUGCUCGCAUGGCCCCAUUCGAUCAUUCCGCUCUCCUACGACCUCCUUUUCAAACUGCCGAUCCGAGAGUUCAAUGGAUUCACCGGAUCCAUGGUCCUUCACUUCAAUCUCUCCUCGCUGACCGAUAAUAUCACUCUGGAUUCGGUCGAUUUGCACUCUUUCCGCAAUAUUUCUCUGAUUUGCUCGAGCGAUUUGACGGAACCCGCGUUGAAAUCGAUUCGAAUUCUGAGGGAAAGCGUCGAGUUCAAGUUCGACAAGGCUCUCUUUCCAGGACAAUAUCUGCUUACUAUCGGUGAGUACUUGGGAACAAGAAAUGGGUAUUCACGGUUUGAAGUUUUUCGGUUUCGCAUAAUCUUCUCAACUAGUGAAUCAUUCUUCUGGAGCUCUUUCUGGAGCUAUAACGAACACUUCUUGAAGUUAUCGGGAAGACUUUUUCAAGAUUCCUCAAGUUCUAGUAUGACAUUUUCUAACCAGAAAAUGGGAUUACUGAAAUCCUAUCAGUUGCCAUGAAAAAUGCACUUGUUGAAACAGUCGAUAUCGUUUCCAUCUUAACCGGUAACUAUCAGCAGAAAAAGGCUGGAAUGGGGUUGGCUAACGAAGAAAUCAACAGAAUCUGACUGGGGAUGCUUACAGGCGAGUACAACGGUCGCAUCGGGAACGCGUCGGAGGGUCUUUUCGAGCGCCGCCGUCCGCUGCUCUACACGACGCAUCUGCAGCCGAACCACGCGCGCCGACUCUUCCCGUGCCUCGACGAUCCGGCGGUGAAGGCCGUGUUUCGGCUGUCGAUCGUGCACCCGACCGACACGGUCGCUCAGUCGAACACGAUUGCGAUGGACGUGCACGUGGAGAAUCGGAAGUGGCAGAGGACCAUCUUCCAGGCGACGCCACCGCUUCCCGCCUAUCUCGUCGCGUUUUCGGUCAUGCCCGACUCGAAUUUACAGGUUUGACAGGGGUUUGCGAACUUGAGAAAUUGGUGUGUUGAAAUAGAAAACAAGACUCAGCUCAAGCAGAUGGAUGUAUAGGAAGAAUAUUGUCGCUUCUAACUUGUCACCCAAAUGUAUGCUCGUGCUGAAACAGUAAAUCACAGAUCAAAUAAAAAUUGAAAAUAGUUUUAAGGGGUUUGAAGCUGAAAACCUCUAAAGAUUGUACCAAACAAGGUUUCGAUCAAGCGAUUUCGCAAAAAAAUUCGCAAAAAAGGCAAUAGGAUCUGCGACUCGAAGGAUCAUCCUGACCAAAGUCUGGACCGCAGUAACUCGCAAAGCAUUGCAAAAAAUAAAAGAUACUUGUGACCUGUCGCUAAAAUGUGCGAGACAGUAAAAAAAGUGGGUAAAUAGGACGUACUACAUAGCAGCAAGUCAAAAAAAAAACAACAACAGCUAGGUGUUGACACACAGGAGAGAGAGAGAGAGAGAAAGAGAAAGAGAUCAACAAAAACAAGGUUCUCUUGUUUAUUUACAUCUUUCGGCAUCGUUCUGGAUCCCUGCAGUAUACGUACAACUUAUUUGUUUAUUAGCUUUUUCUUCCCCAAGCAAGCUCACUUUUCAACACUAGUUUCCACUUUUUGAGCAACCCAAGGGACCAAAUUGAAUCAAUUUGCAGCUCUCGCGUCAAACAUCGUUCGGCGUGACGGUGCGAGUGAACGGAGAGUCCCGUGCGAUCGUGCUCCGAGUGUUGGACUGUGCUCUCGCCAGUUUUGAGAUCCUCGCGGGUCUGGUUGAUGUUCCGUUGCCUCUGAAUAAGGUUUGAAAGAACAAGAUUUGAACGCUCAAUAACUUUCAUCUUCGCUGAAUAGCUCACCACAGCAACAGCACUCUAAUACCGUCUUUUCAAGACUACGUAUCUCAGCUGUCGUUGAAGAUAUCAAAAGAGUUUCAACAGACAAAAUGUACAGAAUGUCUUUCUCAGCAAUUUAUCAGUUGACAACUUUUUGAUAUCUCUACCGGCAGCCGAGAUUCACUUCUUUUAAUAAACGGUACUGGGGUCUCUGUGCUCUAAACCUUGUAAGCCAUUCAGCAGAAAUAUAGAUUCAGGUCGACUUUUCCAGGGGUAUUUUCACAAAAAAACAGUGAUUUCAGAUCGAUUUCAUUCUCGUGGCCGACUAUGACGGAGGAAUGGAAAACUGGGGACACAUCACUGUUUCGGAGAGUUUGGCCACAAUGGGAGACGAUGCGCAUUUGAUUUAUCUGGUAAGAUUAGAGCAUUCACAAGUCCAUGAAAAGCGAAGGGAACGAAAUUUACAUCAAAUUAAUCAUAAACCAAAAAUCCUUGAAACCGUCCAACUGAAACUGUAAUUUUCUUCCAGAUCGCCCACGAAAUCGCGCACCACUGGAUCGGAAACCGCGCGACGAUCGACUCGUGGAGCUACAUCUGUCUUCAAGAGGAUCUCGCCGACUGGCUGGCGCUGAAGGCCGUCAAGGCGUUGUUGACGGACGAGACGAAACUGCAGAGGUUCCAACUGGCCCAAUACGUCGAGAUCCAACUCGUCGAGGACUUUUUGAGCCCCGGGCACUCGUUGUACAUGCCAGAGAGGAUUAGUCAGGAACUGGUGAGGGUGGAAGCAAUUAUGAUCUUCUCGGAACAGUAAAUAAUACGUUUGCAGAUAAACCGUCACUGCUACCUGAAAGGAGUGGUCCUUCUCGAUACUCUGGAAUCGGUGGUCGGGGAGCAGUUCAUGCUCUCCGUCAUUAAGAGCCUCGUCGGAUCGCAUUCCUCGUUCAAUCUCACCACAUUCACUUCCUACUUCGAUCAGAUUCGGGUGGAUCGGAAUGCCACUGUCGGACAGGUAUCCUACACUGUUUCACCUUCGCUUUUCACACUUUACUGUCAAUUUCUUCCCGCUUGCAGAUCUACGAAUACUGGUACACGACGGGCGGAUAUCCGUCGAUUCUCGUGGAGAACAACGGUCCUUCCUCUCGUCUCCAGCAGCUCUCCCGUCCCCUCUGGCCCCUUAAAAUGACCUCGACCCUCUCGAUUCCGCAGUUCGUCUUCUCCGAAUCGAUCGUUUUCGCUUCCGAGUCCGCUCCUCUCCUCGUCAACCUCAAUUUCACCUCUUUCAUGAGAGUCAACUACGAUUCGCUCACCUGGACCGCCAUUUUCAAGUCAGUUCUCUUUGUCAAGCUUCGAUUCCUGGAUCCGAGCGAUUCUUCAGGUACAUGUUCGAGGAGCCCGAUCUGUUUUCGGCGGUCGGAAGGGCUCAAUUGGUCUCUGAUUUCUGCUACUUCUACGCGAAUGACAAUGUGGAAAAUGGAAGUCUUUUGAAGGAAGCUGUCGUGGAUAUGGUUAGUUUCUUCGUUCCAGACGAUGUAUCUCAGCUGCUGGUGGAGAUAUCAAAAAGUGUUCAACUGAUAAAAUGUGCAGAAUUUCUUAGUGAUCAAUUUAUUAGUUGACAUCUUUUUGAUAUCUUUACUGGCAGCCGAGAUACAUUCGUUUGAAUAGACUGUAUCUUCAAAUUGCAGGUGUACGCGAAGCCGGAGUACUUCGAGCUGUGCGACUGGAACCUCUACUGGUGCCUGUCCCGUUCCGACCGCUCUCUUUUCCAUCAGAUCGUCCGCAGUCUGGCCCUCCGUUUUUCGUCGGCCACAUUCGAAAGUUCGACGGCGUUCGGCUGCAAGAACGGAAUGGCGGCCCGCAAUUUGAAUCAGUUCUGCGAGAAGAUCUUCGGUCGAAAGUGCAUUUGA